UCAAGUAGAAAAAAAAACUUAAAUUAAACAAUUCAUUUUUGUUAGAUAACAGAUUUGAUAUAUUUUUUACAAAACAAUUUCUUGGAAUAUUCCUCUUCAAAAUGCUAACAGCUCACAGUGUAGAAUUACCUAAUCCUCACAAGAAAUGUAUAAGGGAGCUACUGAAUUACUUAACAUGUUUCGAUAAUGACUACCAAAGCAUUAAUAUCGAAUUAAGGAAUAUUCAAAAAGAGUUCAAACAGUCAAUAGACAAUGUUGUUUUUCACUGUUCUGAAUUGCGUAAAUUGGCUUGUGCAUCGGAUGAAAGGCUUGAUGAGUUUCAAAGGAAUGUUGAAAAUAUUGACGCUAUAACAGAAAGUUUCAACAAGCGCAUUGAAAAUUUGCAAAAGAAACGAGAAGAAAUUAUUGAGGAAUCCAAGAAGUGUUUUGAACAAUUACAGGUUGAAAAAAUGAGACUGAAACAUUUUCACCAGAAAACCAUCAACCAUUUGAAGUCUUUUGCAGUUCAGGCUAAUGAUGCAGAAAUCAUAAAGAAUUGCGAAAAAGACUUAAACGAAAUAAAUAAACAGUUCGCCAAAGAGUUAUCCUAUAUAAGAAAGUGUGAGAGUGUUCUGGAUCCAUUCUUUCGUUUGCUCAGAGUAUGCAAAUCUCAAGUGUGCCAUUUGAAUGAAUAUGAAUGGGUACCUCAGGGAAAAUCAACAGAAAUCGUCGACUCCAUUGCCAAAGAAAUUCGAGAUUCCAUGGGAACUACAUUGAGAUGUGCAUUUGCUCAUCUUCAUAUUCAUCAGCCGAAUGAUACAAAUAGUUGUUUGGCUCAAUAUCUUAUGGCAUUGGUGCAUAAUGAAGAAAUGAUGGGAGAAAAAUUAGAACUUUUUACUGCUAACUAGGCCUUUUUAACAUUUGUUAGAUGUAUACCAAAUUAUAUUUCACAAAAAUGAAUUAUUUUCUGAUGAUAUUUUGAGUGUAAAUUUCGAGGGAAUGUUAUAUGGCGUAUAGAUUCUAUAAUAAACCAAUUCUAACAGAAACGGAAAAUACACCAUCAAACAUUCAUAAAAUUUUAAGGAGAAACAAUAAACUAUUUUAAUAGGAAAUUUAGUUUCAAUCAUUGCGAUUUAUUUUUCUUCAAAAGACAAUUU
Messenger RNA from Lucilia sericata (common green bottle fly), 1136 nucleotides. RefSeq lists its product as uncharacterized. The transcript has a single exon. Bases 102 to 887 code for a protein of 261 amino acids. Lineage: Eukaryota; Metazoa; Arthropoda; Insecta; Diptera; Calliphoridae. The record is from RefSeq and is a predicted model, not a curated record.